Portunus trituberculatus (swimming crab) is the source of this 6242-nucleotide messenger RNA. RefSeq lists its product as uncharacterized. Gene Ontology annotation, biological process: regulation of DNA-templated transcription. Gene Ontology annotation, molecular function: DNA binding. NCBI's taxonomy places the organism in Eukaryota, Metazoa, Arthropoda, Malacostraca, Decapoda, Portunidae. The coding region runs from base 569 to 2998 and encodes 809 amino acids. The transcript has 5 exons. The record is from RefSeq and is a predicted model, not a curated record.
GCACUCGUGGCGCCGGCAUGGCACGCACCGUCCACCGCGUCCUCGCACCGCCCACCUGCUAGUAAGUACUGCCCAGGCGCCCCACGCCAGGUCAAGGCAGCUUGGGUCGUGGCCAUCCUGAGGAGAGGUCACGUCUCAACAAGACAGUCAGUCACCUCUCAGUGGCCCCGCGCCGCGCCGCCACUAGGCACCUCUGGGUCGUGACGCGCUGGGCGACCUGGACGACGCCCACGCCCAAGCUGGCCUUGGCUGAAUGUGCACGUGGAGUGAGGAGUAAUGAAGGGCAUGAGAGGGUCGGGUGGCACCAUGACCCUCCCUGCGGCACGCUUCUGGCACCCGGCACUCACUGAGCAUCUCUCCUGCAGAUUCGAGGGUCAGCGGCUCCCCGCGCCAACAUGCGGGCUUCCUGAGGGGCUCCUUCCGCGCCUCGCUAGCAGGAAGGAGCUGACACAAAACCGCGAGCAGCAGCCUGAGAGCACACAGCAGUGAGUGUGCCCGAGGGAGCAGCUGUUCCGCAGGACACAUGAGACCUGAGUCAUCGGCGCGCCGGUCCGUCAUGUGAGCUGCUAUGGGGCCCAUCCGAGCCUUCAGUCGACCCUCACUCGCUGCUGGGGAGUUCGUCGCCUCGGCCACGCCCUACAGCCACACGCCGGGCUUCUCUGCCUCGCGCCGCCCAUGCUCCGCACACGCCAGCACGUCCCUGGGGCCGCAGCACACCGUCCUGCCGCACCCUCAUCUGUACAGCUCUGUGUGCGCGGCAGGCCCCCUGCACGCCGGCCUGGUGUCCUCCCCAGCGGCGCCGCCACCAUGUCUCUUCCACUUUGGGAAGCUCUUGCCACCAGGAGCGGCGCCGCCAGACACCCACUUAUCCGCCCCCGCACACCAGGACACGAGAGGCCCCAGCCAGCGAGCCACGGAACACGUCUUGGGACACGAGAGGCGGAGGAAGGAUAUCUAUGAACACGGAUGGAAAAAUGGUAGUGAAUGUGAGUGGAAAAAUAAGGAUGAGCGAAAAUUAAAGAAAAAGAGUAGUGAAAACAUAUGGAAAAAGCACAAGCAUGAGAGUAAGUGGAAGCAACAUAACGGUUCACACAAGCGCAGUGCGAAGAAAUCAGAAUACAGAUGGGAAAGGUUCGGCGACGCGCAGCUGUGGAUGAGAGGCGAGGACGACACCAAACGGAAGAACAAGAAGGAAAAACUGAAAUGGAACAAAGCCCAGCGCGAGCAGCAUGCCGCGCGGAGCGGGGAGCAGCAUGACCCCAGCACGGAGAGGCGGAGAGCCAAGUGGAGUAAGGACAAGCCAGCGCGGUCAGCCGUAGCCGCCCCCUCCGGCAGGGCCGAGGAGCCGUGCACGUCACGCAUCACUUGCGCCUUCCCCUUCUCAGAUGACGACGACGAUGACGGCCACGAAGGGAAAGGCACCAAGGGAAGCAAUGCAGAGUCGUGGCCGAUAUCAGACAUCGUGGAGACUGAGGACGAGGAGGCAGAGAGCCAGGCAGGGCACGCACGGGGUGCUGCGGGUGCCGAGACCUCUCAGUGUGCCCCGCCUGGCUUCGGAGAUGCUGCUGCAAGCAAGGCGUCGUCUGCGGGCAUGCUGCACCAACCUCUGCUAUCUUCUGCAGACGACGUGAAGGCAAUCAUAACGCAGAAUGGAUCAGAGGGCGAGGGCGCCUGCAGUGACCCGCGGGACGUCCUGGAGUGGCAAGGCUCUCCCCCGCCAGGAGAACAGUGUGAACUGCUCAAGGAAUCCGAUGUGGAUGAUGAAAAUAACUCCGAGGAACAGAUGGAACAUGAUAACGAGGGCAAGAGGAGACCCGGGGAGGACUACCCGAGGGACAGCGUCCGCGCCACGCAGCGCCUCCGUCCCCGCAGCUACAGGCAGUUUCUCCUGACGAGGGAGCGUAGGAGCCGGGUGUUCCUGAAGGAGAGGAGCUACCACCUGGGCCGCUGGUUCGUGACGCACUUCACGCACCCGUACCCUUCCAAGGACCAGAAGGACGAGCUGGCCAGGAGCACCAGCAUGACCCGGAACCAGGUGAGUGAGUGGUUUGGAAACAUGAGACGCAGGAUCCGAGAGGCGACUCGUGACCUGGGUGUGUGCUGGGAGGAGCGCGUGCGUCUCUACAACAAGGUGAUCACGGGGAAGUCUGAGCCGCUCCCUAUCAAGCCUGGGGAUGCCAUCAACACCUGGGUGCCCCCUGUGGCUGAGGAGCCCCCGAGCUUGGACCAGCAGGAAGAGGUCAGCGCCUCGCCUAAGUUCAAGAAGGCUCUCAUGCAGCGCUACCUCAACAACUCCUUCGAGGCGCCGCCCCACCACGCCUCAGGAGGUGACUCACGCCCGUCCUCCACGCCCACUCCUUCCAUGCAACAGGAAGAGGACUUGAAUCCUUUCCAGGGACACCACAAGUCUUCAGAGUCUUCCAAGUCGAGUCCUGUGACCUCCCACGCCCUCCCGCUGUGCACCUCCAGCCCAAAGGAAAGCUUCCAGGCUCGAUGGAACACCUCCUUCCAGAACGUCAAGGUCACAAAAUUUCCAGCCGUGGCGACGCGGUUCUUGGACAAAGGUGACGUUAGAGUGAGGACCUUUGGCGGCAGGGGACAGGGGGAGGAGGAAGGGAAGAUAGUUAGGAAGUAUGAACGGCAGAGGAAUCAAGACUACUCCUCUGACAACUUAAAAAAACAGAGGACCGAUAGAGACUCUUUCCAGUCUUCCAGUCCCUGCUGCUCCUCCUCCCUCCCUCUGGACCCACGCAAGGCUGGCAUGGAGGGCUGGAGGGCACUUGCCAGCACCUCCACCGCCCACUUGCAACCGUCACCCUGGAUGGUUCGCAGGCCUGUCUUCGAUAUGAGGUCUUCAGAUGAGGAGGGCGGGGCUGGGUGCUGCACGAGGAAGCCCGAGGAGCUGGCCGCUGCCUACACCUUGAUGGAACUGCACACGGACACCACCGCGGCACACCUGAUGGCCUCCGCUCCCUGUCCACCGUCCCUGUCCUCCUAGCUCCCAGGACAAAGGCAUCCUCCAUCUCAUCCUCCUCCAGCUUUCUUCACGUCUUGAGCAGUUUUAUUUUUCUUUAUUUAUGAAGUGAUUAGUGCUGGUGGACUUUACGAAUGAAAGAAAACAGGUGUUGUGGUCUGCGAGAGGGUUUGGUGAACUACAGAGGAAGAUUGAAGGCCUGGAAGUCUGUGUAGUUGUUUUCUUAGCGUUGGUAACCUUGCAUGUUGAUAAGGCAGAUGUGGCCCCAAGCAGACCUUCAGAGAACAUUUUUCUUGGUAUCUUUGGUGAUUUGUAUUUUUCUUUUGUGAUAUUUCGGCCUCGUCUCGGUUCAGCCAAGUGGCAACUCAAGUGUCGAGGUACUGUCCACACAAACUUUCCAGUGAUCAGUGCAAACGAGUGAAUGGACCCGUGGGAGUCGAGGCGUGUCUUCGAGGUGACUCUGCGUGAUGCGUGAAAGAGACGUAGUCUAAAACUAGGAAAGUGUUAAGUUUCCAUAGUACAACUCUUCACUGUGUACAAAUAGUAACUCCUAAUGUACAAGACGAGCAAAACCCGCACACCCACACGACACCUGGCUUGUGCCCCGCCCUGGUGACUCUUGCCACGUCGUCAGUGUCGCGUCUCUCUGUGUGCUUCUGGCUCAGACUUGACUAUCCUCGUCGCGGCCACGGAUCUACGAGCGGCGUGCUGAGUUAGCGCUACAGUCAACAGGACUGCAAGUGUUAAAAGAACGCGAGUGUGUAGACAUGUGAGUCCAAAAGGGAAGGUGAGUGUGCGCCGCAGCUCGGCAGCAAAGAGACACAAGGUGGAGCCCCGUGCCGCCACGCCCCGGGACCAACAAGCUUCCCUUAGCACACCGGCCCUUCAGCUCGUGGCUGGACUAUUACUUCGUUGUUGUUUUGUGUAGUUUUUAAGCCUUCAAAGCAGGUCUUUGAACGAGUUUGUAGGCAUCACUCAAGUGCUAGUGUUCGUUUUGAUGGUUUGCGUUCUAGUAAGCCAACACUUGCUAGAGUCUAGUCUUUCAUGAAGUCGUUCCGCCGCAGUGACGAGGGAGGGCUGUGUGGGGUGCGCACCAGCGUACCCAACGCCUUGUGAAAACACCAGCACGUUAGGGGGUCAAUGAUGAAUCCUGUAGCAGCCACUCGGCAUCACACUCUCGGCCCAACCUGGGCACAUUAAGUAGUGCUGGUGUUACCGCGACGCCCUCUCGCCAGCACCCAGGCGGUGCGCAUCACCUGAAGGGCACACGCCUGUGAAACUGUGAAGCUGUGAAAAUUACGCUGCCACGAGUGAGAUGGUUUUGCAGGAUGAAUGAUUUUUGUUGUAUUUUCAUUAGGUGUUACUGCUUCUGUUACAGUGAACAAUUGGGAGACGUAAAAAUUCUUACGUGUCAUAACCACACCCACACCCACACCUAUCCUCCCAUCUCCCCCCCACUUCUCUCUCUCUCUCUCUCUCUCUCUCUCUCUCAUCCCCUUCCCCCCAACAUGUACAUAGUUGCCUUGUGACUGAGGCUACCCCGAUGGGUGUCCCAAGUAACGCCUCUUUGUAUAUAGGAACAAACGUGUUUUCAAACUGUUUUCGCCAGGAUCUGCGCCCCGCUGGCCCAGACCCUCCUUCCCUCAGCUAGUCAGACCAAACACCUUCUAGUCAGCAGCUCGCCGGGAGACCCGCAUGCAUCUCCAUCACGUCACUACCUCCGCCCCUCACCAGAGAACCUUCCGGCCACUGCAAACAGUCCAUGGCACUGAGGGACGCUGGGACAGCUCUGCCUGAGUCACUUGUCAGGGACACGACACACUGCAUCACUCACUACGCCCCCUCCUCGUGGUGGUUAACCAAGUCCAGAUGGCAGCUGACCGAUCCAGAUGGUGGUUGACCGAACCAGAUGAUGGUUGACCAAGUCCAGAUGGUGGUUGACUGAACCAGAUGAUGGUUGACCAAGUCCAGAUGGUGGUUGACCGAACCAGAUGGUGAUUGACCGAACCAGAUGGUGAUUGACCGAACCAGAUGGUGAUUGACCGAACCAGAUGGUGGUUGACCGAACCAGAUGGUGGUUGACCGAACCAGAUGGUGAUUGACCGAACCAGAUGGUGGUUGACCGAACCAGAUGGUGGUUGACCGAACCAGAUGGUGAUUGACCGAACCAGAUGGUGGUUGGCCAAGUCCAGAUGGUGGUUGACCAAGUCCACAUGUGGUUGAUCGAACCGAUGGUGGUUGACCAAGUCCAGAUGGUGGUUGAUCGAAACAGAUGGUGGCUGACCGAACUGCAUGGACGGUCGUUGACAAGUCCAGCAGGGCCAAACGGGUAGCAGGUGUGAGUGGUGACGCCAGGCAGUCAGCAAUAAUAAUAAUGGUGAUCUGAUAACACAGCAACACGACAACACUCAGCAGCACCCCUCCCUCAGCAGCCUUGUAGCGCACUAGUCACCUGCAGCCUGGACUCUGGUUAUCCCUCCCGCCCCUCUGCCUUCUCCCUCCAUUACCCCACACGCUAGUCUUUCGGGAAGAGCCUUGUCUUGAUGCAGAGGGAGCUGCUGCCCCUCUCCCUUCCCCUCCCACUAGUCGACAUUGCAAGAUGAACGAAAGCACAACAAAAGCACGACAUUGUCCAUUGGCUGUGAGCACACGCUCUGUGAUAUUGAACCACAUCCUUCUGCAGUACAAAGUUCAGGUGCUUUUUCAAUCUCUUUUCUUCGUAAUUUAUAUCAGUGGUCUAAGAAACUAUUUUCUUUGUUAAUGGUUAUGUGGUAAACUAUUGUGUUUUGAAGCCAUGGUAGCCAAGGUUCUUACUUCCCUCACAAGAAAGUAGAUACAGUAUCCGGGUCGAGUUUGUGGUGGUUUAGCAUGCUGUGUGAACAUAAAAAUAUCAGAACGUAUGGGAAGCGCAAGAAGCCAUCAGGCCUGCGCGUGGCUGUCCCUGAGUGAGGGCAAUGUUACAAUGUCACUCAAAUAUGACUAAAAUAAUUAUUAAAUACGUUCUGAAAUACCACUAGGGCUUGACUUAAUUGACGGUCCCUCAUGUCCUUGGUACAUGACCCGUCCUUUUUCAAGAAUUUUCAAAAUGAAGAGUUUUGUUUACGGAAAUACCGAGGAGUGUUAUUACAGGGAAGGUUUUGGCAGUGGGAGGAACUGGUGUGUCCGGGAAUGUAAGGACCUUUGCCCUGCUUCGCCUUUGUGAGCCUUAGCACCGAAAAGAGUGCCAGGACUGAGUGUUACUUUAAUGGAAAUAAAACAUUCUUUCUAA